AUGAUAACGGGCGAUACGGACGUCGAUUGCUCCGGCGAGGUCGGGCGCAAGCUCACGGACCUCGGCGCGCGCCUCGUCAAGCGGCUCGGCAAGGAGACGACGCACCGCACGGACGUGCUCCUCGUGGGCCCGCUCUGGGUCGAAGCGUGCGUCAAGACAGCCUCGCGCGUGCCCGAGGCCAAGUUCUUUCCCGCCGAGCCGCCGCCGCCAGCCGGCGCGCUCAAGGCCAAGAAUCGGCGCCGCAGCAGCAUGAUGGAGCCUCGCGCCGAAGACGUCUUUGACGAGUCGACGAUGACACCGCGAAAGAAAAAGCGAGAGAGCCUCGAGGUUGUGACGCCGUCCUAUAUGCGCCAACCGCAGAGCACGCAAAAGCGCAAGCAGCUCCAGCUCAGCCGCGACGACCCGCUCUCAGAUGACGACGAUCUCAUGGGCACGGUGACCGAGGAAGUGGUCGACGAGCCGCCGCUGAAGCGAGCCCGCGUGCAGCCCAAGGUCAACGUGUGGGCGUGUUCCAAGUGCACGUUCGAGAACCCGACGACCGCACCGCACUGCGGGAUCUGCGGCGCAAAGCACGAAGCGGUCGCCGUCACAGCGCCAAAGCCCUCGAGCUCUGUGACGCCACUCAGUGAGCUCAAGGAGUCCCUCUCCAAGGUCACACUCAAGACCAAAACGAGAAGCUCGACGACGAUCACGCGCUCGACGACGCCGGCCGCGGUGGAGACGGCCGCCAGCAAGACCACAGCCGCGAGUAAGGCCUCAACCAAGAAAUCACCAAAGGCGACACCAACAGUCUCCAAGAAGCCCGCAACGAAGAAGGCUGCGACCACAUCUGCCAAUGCGACGCCUUCGUCGCAGCCGAGUCAAACCAAGACAAAGACAGAGGCCAAGACACCCGUCACCACCAAGGUAAAGGCUAAGCAGUCGGCAACCGAGCCAGAGUCAAAGGCCAAGGUCACCAAGGCCAAGCUCACAGCGGACCCUCCGGCAUCCACUGCGGCCGCUGGCAAAGGCAAGGCUGUCAAGACCGCCAAGCCUGUCGCCGCAAAGGUCACGUCUGUCGCCGCAAACACCACCAAGACCAAGACCAAGGUCGUCGCGACCAAGAAGACGACCACGGCAUCGCAGGAGAAGACAGAGACCCGUCCAAAGCGGUUUUUCGUCGCCAUCAGCGGAGCGGACGAGGCGUCGCGGCAGGUUCUUGUCUCGACGAUCGCGGCCAUUGAUGCCAAGUGCCCCAAGCAGCUCACGACCCGCAUCGUCGACGCCAACGUCGCCAUGACGCACGUGAUCGCAACCGACGCGUCCAAGCGCACAAUGAAGGUGCUCUUUGGCAUUGCGCGCGGCGCGUCUAUCGUCUCGGAUGCGUGGGUUUUUGCGUCGCUCGAAGCGGGCACGUGGCUGCCCGAAGCCGACUACCUCCUCGAGCCGUACAACCAGCGCGCGGGGUCGACGACAAGCCAAGGCGGCAUCCUCGACGGUAUCCUCUUUAGCAUUGCGACCGCCGGUCGGAUGGAGCCGCCCAAGGAGAUUUUGCACAGCCUCAUCACGGCCGCCGGUGGCAAGGUCUGCAACAACGUGUCGCAAGCGCAGUACUGCAUCUGCUACGAGCCCAACCGACGGGCGGCGCAAGCCAACGUGUCGUGCGUCACGCCCAAAUGGCUCUUUGAUAGCAUCGCGGCCCACUGCCUCCAGGACUGUGCGCUCUAUCAGCCGGGCGGCGCGUCGUCGUCGUCAUCGUAG
Saprolegnia parasitica CBS 223.65 is the source of this 1740-nucleotide messenger RNA. RefSeq lists its product as hypothetical. The coding region runs from base 1 to 1740 and encodes 579 amino acids. The transcript is spliced from 8 exons. NCBI's taxonomy places the organism in Eukaryota, Oomycota, Saprolegniomycetes, Saprolegniales, Saprolegniaceae. Gene Ontology annotation, biological process: mitotic cell cycle. The record is from RefSeq and is a predicted model, not a curated record.